GGCGCCACAGCUCCGCGGAAGUCGAGCCUCUAUUCAUGGCGUGUGGACUUUGACUUGGCCACUAUGAUCUACGCAAGGAUGACAAAGUUCACCAUGAGUAAGAACUGGCGACUUCAUGUCAGACUGGACGCAAGCCCUCAGUUCGGCAAGGAUUACCUCAUGGGCGAGGUUGACAUCCUCAACUUGGACGGCGUUCAGAACUGGGCAGACAUCCAGCAAGGAGGGUCCCUGACAACACGGCUACUGGUGUGUCAAACCCUCGGAGCGCGGGCGGCCGGUGUUGCGGUGAAGGCCAAGAAGCUCUUACACAUGCUCAGCCUAGAGUCAGAGUCACUGAAAGGCACGCUGUCCCGAUGCCGCUCAAUGCUGUCCGACUGGGGCACAGAAUCCAGGCUCUGGCAGACGCCGAGCAGCAUUCUGGAAGAUGAGCUUCCUUCGUGGAACACGCUGUUCGGCAUGGCGCUGCCCAUUCCGGACCACGACCACUCCCUCCACCACAUUAUGGAGUGCCUGGAGCUACACUUUGGGUGGUCCGACUGGUUUCAGCCCCGCCUGCACGCCUUGUCGCUGUUCUUUGGCAACCUUGGCCGGUGCCAGCGCUUCGUCAAUGUGUGCAUUAGGUAUGAUGUCUUGCGAUGGGUCCUCGGACGCAAGGACGCCUUUCGCUUUCUUCUUGCCGACUCUGCCUCCUUUACCGACUCAAAGGAAAUGUCGCGCACCGAGCUGGACAUGUUGCGUGAGGUUGCAGAUGCCGAUUCCCAGGUGGGCAUGAGAUUUUGGGCGACAUGUGUGACCGUUGAAGGACUCAGCGACUGGGGUGUGUCGCUUUCUGUGUGGCUACACGGCUGCCAAUGUCAACAUGAAGAUGACAAAGCCAGGUCCAAGUGCACCCUGAAGGGCCGCAAAGCUCUACUUCUCGCGUGCGGAGGGUGGCAUGAUUUCACCAGGUCGCUGCAAGCUUGCGAGUUGUCUGCGCGCGCCCGCUUACUGAACACGCAACUGCGUGACCGCUCAGAUGAAGAUCGGCAGUUUGCAACAGAAUUGUGUACCGGUUUCCAAGACUGCAAGUCCAUGAUGCUGCUUCGGCUACGCCAGGCCUAUUCAUUCUGGGAUGCGAUGCCAUUUUCAAUCCUGCAGCUGGGCCAGCACCUUGUCCUUCCGUCAGUGCCUGAAGACGAGUCGCGCAGGGCUGGCAAGAGGCUACUCGCAGAGUACACCCAAGCACCGUCUAAGGCAUCAUUGGGGGUGACGAGUUGGUUCUUCUUUGGCCAAGCGACAAAUCGUCGCCGGAUUGAAGUGUGGUGUCAGGGCGGCCCGCUGCACCACAACCUUGCGCAUGAACUGCUGGCAUACGCGUCGUCGCUGGUCGUCAUGCAGCAGUUGGAAAGCCGCCACCACCUGGUGAACAUGGCAGUGUCGCAUGGCAGGGCGCAGCUGCCUUGCGCGACAAUUGCCGCACUUCGGCGCGUCAUCAACAAGGACUUGCAGGAACCAGCGUUCAGGGACCUUUUGCCCACCUUGUUGGACAGUUUCAGCACUCUCCUUCCAGCGGAGAUUUCUUGGAGCGGGAAGAAGGAGAUGCUGGAGAAGAUCUAUGGCUAUGGUCUGGAUCAGCUACAUCCUGACACAACCUUUGAGGAUGCCGAAUUCCAGAAGCACACAGAUGCCAUGGUGCAGGCCAAGACAAAAUCUCCUGACUUGGGCCCCCUUGAGUCUGACCAUUUGAAGAAAGUCCUCAACCGACAGGCCGUCUUUGCUAUCCCCACCGAGCGUCCAUCUUCAACGGAGCCGCAAGACUACAUCGUCUUCAAGGUUAUCUCGCUGAAGCCAAACUCCAGGAUGUACCUGCAAAAAGUCUGUCAACUGUCAGUUGACGAAUGGCAUGACUCUAUGGCUAUCAGUGUGCUCGGCCGCGUGCGUUCCAAGCAAUCCGACAGUGGCGCCACUCUUCCGGAGUUCACGACCUUUUCUUUGAGCGAGGUGCAGACAUUAUCGCUGAGAUACAUGUUCGACAAGUCAAGAUGGCGCGGUCUUCAUGUCUACACCAAGGUGAGUCAGGUUUAUGAGUUCGACGACCAGUGCAUCGAAGAUGACGACUGCGGCGGCGAACAUGAUGGGCUGGCGCAAAGGUUCGACACGGGCGAGAUUGUCCUCACACACGACGCCAUGCGGUAUGGCGUCGCCUGCUCUGCGGCCGUGCCUGAACGCACCACGCGGGCAAGCGUUGCCGGGCUGCGGGGCGUGAGCGACAAUCCGCGUGUGUACUACCAACUCUUGAUGGCGCACAAGGAUGCAAUUGGCAAAUAUGAAGCUGCGGGGGUCUUCAGCCACGCUCAGUCGCAGCACUAUUACAACACUGUGUGGGCGGCGAUCGAGAAGCGUCCGGCGGAGAUCGUGGAGAUCCCAUUCUCCAAGCCGGUUGACUUCUACGAGGGCUUGACUUCCUUCAUUGAAGGCAAAUCCGCGAAGGACCCCAGAGCUGAGUUGGCUGAGACUGAGACUGAGCCUGGGAAGAAGAAGCGGCGCCGAACCCGGCCGACACGCAGGACAGCCGAUGAAGCGCCACGCGCUCGUCAGCAGCAGCCUGAGCUGGUCGACCUUGCGGCGUCAAGCUCCUCAGACGUGGAGGUCUUGCCAGUGAUGGCUGUUGCGCCAGCAUGCGAAAAGGGGGCUGCGGUGGUGUACUGGGACACCAUUCUGGAGGAGGAUGCGGAAGCAGGUACAACAGGGCAGGACAAUGACGGUGCCAGCUCAGAGGCGGAGCCUGGUCCUGCUGUGCCGGCCGCCGAGCUGGAGGCUCUGCCUUCUCCUCCACCUGACCAGCAGCGGCAGCAUCGUGACAUUCCUUGGGACGAACUUUUCCCGCCGACAAAGUCGGCGCACCGACGCUACAUAGUAGAGACCGUCCUGCCCCAGCUGGUUCCUUUUCUCCGCGACGCAACUCACGCGCGCAAGAGCCCGCGUGAGUUAGCAAACCUUGCAGUUGACGAAGUUGACCGCACGGGGAAGCGUCAAUGGGGCGCCUACGAGCUUUACAGCCGGCGGCGGACGGUUGUAGACGCCGUGCUGUCACAGUACUAUGAUGUACUUCACGAGCAUUUGCAGAAGUGCGUGUGA
This is a messenger RNA of Effrenium voratum, 3117 nucleotides long. The record is from the annotation of a GenBank genome assembly. Lineage: Eukaryota; Dinophyceae; Suessiales; Symbiodiniaceae.